This is a messenger RNA of Emiliania huxleyi CCMP1516, 609 nucleotides long. RefSeq lists its product as hypothetical. The transcript has a single exon. NCBI's taxonomy places the organism in Eukaryota, Haptophyta, Isochrysidales, Noelaerhabdaceae. The record is from RefSeq and is a predicted model, not a curated record. The coding region runs from base 1 to 609 and encodes 202 amino acids.
AUGUGGGGUGGUCGCCAUGGCGCCCCUGCAGUCGUCCCGCCGCCGCCGCCGUCUGAGGAUAGUGGCCGGCAGAGCUGGCAACCGAACGGGUGGACGCUGGUUGCUUGCGGCACCGAUUGCACCGUGGCUGUGAGCGGCGAAGGCGGCUGCUUCACGUGGGGCGACGGCGCGCACGGCAGGCUCGGGCUUGGUGACACGGAGCCCCGCGAGGCCCCAACACGAGUUGAGACUAUCUCGCCGAUCGCUUCUGUCGAGGCUGCUUCUCCAGGUGACGAGGAACGGGCCAGCGAGGAGGUGAGGGACAGUGGCGACAGCGCGGUUGGCGCCGGAAGCAGCUUGGGGGCUGCACUUGCUGACGCUUUCGCCGAAGAGGGCGGUGGGGCUGUGGAGCCGGACGGCUUCGUGGUUGAGGCUCUUGCUUGCGGCUGCGGCAUGGGUGAUAGCGACGCUGGCCCUCUCAUGAUGGCGCUGGUCGUGCCGGCGUUGCCGGAGACGCCGAGCGAACGCGUGGGCAGCUCCUUUAGCCAAUACCGUGAGGGGCCGGAGGACGACUGGAGCGACCGCUCUUCAUUCCUCGACAGUUUUACGGCCUCGGUCACCUUGUUUUGA